AUGCUCUUCGACGCUUCAUCGCAAGACGUGGACAAGUAUUGGAAUUACGCUCAGAUAAUGGAACCAACUUCGUCGGAGCUGAGCGUGGUGAUCCGGCGGCGGCCAUUGUUCUACACGGUGAACCUGCUGCUGCCCAGUAUGUUCCUGAUGGUCAUGGACAUCGUGGGUUUCUACCUGCCUCCAGACAGCGGGGAGAGGGUUUCCUUUAAGAUCACUCUGCUGCUGGGGUACUCUGUGUUCCUCAUCAUCGUGUCUGACACCCUACCUGCCACCGCCAUAGGAACCCCGCUCAUAGGUGUGUACUUUGUGGUGUGCAUGGCCCUGCUGGUGAUCAGCCUGACAGAGACCGUAUUGAUCGUGCGUCUGGUCCACAAACAAGACCUGCAGCCCCCCGUCCCGCCCUGGCUGAAGUACCUGAUCUUGGAGCUGGCCCCCGUGCUGUUCUGCAUCCACAGGAAGCCCCGCCUCUGCUCCAAUCUGACCUCACAGCCCCCCGACCUGGAGCUCUACAAGGAGAGCAGCUACGGGACCGCUCAGUGUCCUCUGCACCACACCUGUGAGCUGGGCCGCAGGCGCAGCCACCUGGACAGAGAGGGGGGGGGGUCUCUGGAGGGGGUGCUGCUGGGCCUCGGCCGCCCCCUCCCCAGAGACCCCACCCCGCCCGUCAUGGACAACAUCCUGCAGGAGGUGACGGCCAUACGCCACUUCCUGGAGAAGAGGGACCGGUGCAGGGAGGUGGCCAAAGAGUGGCUGCAGGUGGGCUACGUGCUGGACGUGCUGCUCUUCAGGGUCUACCUGGUGGCCGUGGUGGCCUACAGCAUCACUCUGGGAACCCUGUGGUCCGUGUGGCAGGUGGCCUGA
This is a messenger RNA of Trematomus bernacchii (emerald rockcod), 861 nucleotides long. RefSeq names its product 5-hydroxytryptamine receptor 3A-like. Gene Ontology annotation, cellular component: membrane; synapse; neuron projection. The transcript has 4 exons. The record is from RefSeq and is a predicted model, not a curated record. Lineage: Eukaryota; Metazoa; Chordata; Actinopteri; Perciformes; Nototheniidae. Gene Ontology annotation, molecular function: monoatomic ion channel activity; neurotransmitter receptor activity; transmembrane signaling receptor activity. Gene Ontology annotation, biological process: monoatomic ion transmembrane transport; signal transduction; regulation of membrane potential. The coding region runs from base 1 to 861 and encodes 286 amino acids.